GUCUCCGCAGCCCCGGCGGGCUCGCUCCGGAGGGGGCGGCCUGAGCCCCAGCGCUGGGCCGGGCGGAGCUCCCGUCCGGGCGGAGCUGCGGCUGCAGCGUCCAGCUGCCGGACCGACCUCCAGCGUCGUAGACCGCGGGGAGCGGCGCGGGCCCCCCUCCCCCCACCUCCCCAGCUCACCCUCCGAGCUUCUCGAGCCCCCUCCCCGCUCCCUGCAACUGUGCUGCACAUGGUGAUGAGCUUCCGGGUGUCUGAGCUUCAGGUGCUGCUCGGCUUUGCUGGCCGCAACAAGAGUGGACGGAAGCACGAGCUCCUGGCCAAGGCCCUGCACCUGCUCAAGUCCAGCUGCGCCCCCAGCGUCCAGAUGAAGAUCAAAGAACUCUAUCGUCGACGCUUCCCCCGAAAGACCCUAGGGCCCUCUGAUCUCUCCCUGCUCUCUCUGCCCCCGGGUACCCCUCCUGUUGGCUCACCUGGUCCUAUGGCUCCCAUUGCCCCGGCCCUCUUGGCCCCCAGCCCCCUGCUGGGCCCCAAGCGGGAAGUAGACAUGCAUCCGCCUCUGCCCCAGCCUGUGCACCCUGACGUCACCAUGAAGCCAUUGCCCUUCUAUGAAGUCUAUGGGGAGCUCAUCCGGCCUACCACCCUUGCGUCCACUUCCAGCCAGCGGUUUGAAGAGGCGCACUUUACCUUCGCCCUCACGCCCCAGCAAGUGCAGCAGAUUCUCACUUCCAGAGAGGUUCUGCCAGGAGCCAAAUGUGACUAUACUAUACAGGUGCAGCUAAGGUUCUGUCUCUGUGAGACCAGCUGCCCCCAGGAAGAUUACUUCCCCCCCAACCUCUUUGUCAAGGUCAAUGGGAAGCUAUGCCCCCUGCCGGGUUACCUUCCCCCUACCAAGAAUGGGGCUGAGCCCAAGAGGCCCAGCCGCCCCAUCAACAUCACACCCCUGGCUCGACUCUCGGCCACCGUUCCCAACACCAUCGUGGUCAACUGGUCCUCUGAGUUUGGACGGAACUACUCCUUGUCUGUGUACCUGGUGAGGCAGCUGACUGCAGGGACCCUUCUACAGAAACUCAGAGCAAAGGGUAUCCGGAACCCAGACCACUCUCGGGCACUGAUCAAGGAGAAAUUGACCGCUGACCCGGACAGUGAGGUGGCCACUACAAGUCUCCGGGUGUCACUCAUGUGCCCGCUAGGGAAGAUGCGCCUGACGGUCCCUUGUCGUGCCCUCACCUGCGCCCACCUCCAGAGUUUCGAUGCUGCCCUUUAUCUCCAGAUGAAUGAGAAGAAGCCAACAUGGACGUGUCCUGUGUGUGACAAGAAAGCUCCUUAUGAAUCUCUUAUCAUUGAUGGCUUAUUCAUGGAGAUACUUAACUCCUGUUCGGAUUGUGAUGAGAUACAAUUCAUGGAAGACGGAUCCUGGUGUCCAAUGAAACCCAAGAAGGAGGCAUCUGAGGUUUGCCCCCCGCCAGGGUAUGGGCUGGAUGGCCUCCAGUACAGCCCAGUCCAAGAUAGCAGCCCAUCAGAGAAUAAGAAGAAGGUGGAAGUUAUUGAUCUGACGAUAGAGAGUUCAUCAGAUGAGGAGGACCUGCCCCCGACCAAAAAGCACUGCCCUGUCACCUCAGCUGCCAUUCCUGCUCUCCCAGGAAGCAAAGGAGUCCUGACAUCGGGUCACCAGCCACCUUCGGUGCUACGGAGUCCUGCUGUCGGCACGCUGGGUGGGGACUUCCUGUCCAGUCUCCCUCUACAUGAGUACCCACCCGCUUUCCCGUUGGGGGCUGAUAUCCAAGGUUUAGACUUAUUUUCUUUCCUUCAGACUGAGAGUCAGCACUAUGGUCCCUCCGUCAUCACCUCGCUAGACGAACAGGAUGCCCUUGGCCACUUCUUCCAGUACCGAGGGACCCCUUCCCACUUCCUGGGCCCACUAGCCCCCACAUUGGGGAGCUCUCACCGCAGUGCCACUCCAGCACCCCCUCCUGGCCGCGUCAGUAGCAUUGUGGCCCCUGGGGGGGCCUUGAGGGAGGGGCAUGGAGGGCCCCUGUCCUCAGGUCCCUCUUUGACUGGAUGCCGGUCAGACAUCAUUUCCCUCGACUGAGUCCUUUGGAUUAUGGAAACUUCACUGAGCAAGUAUGCUGUGGGGUCCAGACCCCUGGCCACCUCAGCCCCUCGGGGGGCUUUGGCCAAAGGCCAGAAAGACUUUCAUGGAUGCCUGGUUUGGGCCUUAUCUCUACGAGGCCGGCACCCAAAGGGUUAAUAUUUAACCUCUUUUUAAGGACGUCUGGGUUCUAUUUUUGGAAAUGUUCUUUAGAUGGCUGGCACAUUCCUUUGGGCAUGUUAACCUAGGCAGUGGGAAGCACACAUGAUUGGGGGGUGAGCUGAAGGAAGGGCUGAGUCCACUAGAGCCUGGGGGGUGGGGGGCUGGGCAGGGGCCUUUCUCUUGUCUCCCAGAUGCCCUCUCUUCCCCAAACUGAUGGUUCUGUUCCUUCCCUCCCCGCGUCCACUGUCUCUUCAUGUCCAUUCCGUUCUCUUUGGCCAAACAGAUAGGUGGAGAAGCUAAGACAGGCCGACAUAUGGACAGAGAACUCUAUUUUGGGUUUCAGAUUUUUUUUUGUACAUAAACAAGAAAAACCAAAAUACUCCAAAGAUGACUUUCCCUGCUUCCUACUUCCCAGUAUGACUGCGGAGGAGAUAGGGCCUUAGCUCUGGACCCCUGGGGUUGGGGAGCAGGGCCUGGCCUACUGCCUGGGUCUCUAUUUAUAUAUUUAAGUUCACAAUGUGGCUAUUGACUGACCAGCCUGGGGCCUGAGCUUUUAAAGGCCCCUGGCCCCGUGCUGAGGUCUGGCUAAUCCUGCACCUUUUCGGGGAGGUGGGGGGACCUUCCCGCUCUCCCCAGCCUCCUUUUUCAGGCUCCUCUGCGGCCUGGGAAUUAUGUUGUAAUUCUACUUUUUAUCCCCAAAGUUGUAGCAAAGUUCUCACCCACAAUAAAGGUCAUGAAUGUUC
This is a messenger RNA of Suricata suricatta (meerkat), 2993 nucleotides long. RefSeq names its product protein inhibitor of activated STAT 3 (gene PIAS3). The record is from RefSeq and is a predicted model, not a curated record. Lineage: Eukaryota; Metazoa; Chordata; Mammalia; Carnivora; Herpestidae. Gene Ontology annotation, biological process: regulation of transcription by RNA polymerase II; protein sumoylation. The coding region runs from base 229 to 2088 and encodes 619 amino acids. Gene Ontology annotation, molecular function: SUMO ligase activity; transcription coregulator activity; zinc ion binding. The transcript is spliced from 14 exons.